This is a messenger RNA of Vombatus ursinus (common wombat), 2221 nucleotides long. RefSeq names its product WD repeat domain 76 (gene WDR76). The record is from RefSeq and is a predicted model, not a curated record. Lineage: Eukaryota; Metazoa; Chordata; Mammalia; Diprotodontia; Vombatidae. Gene Ontology annotation, biological process: regulation of DNA damage checkpoint. Gene Ontology annotation, molecular function: DNA binding; protein binding. Bases 246 to 1922 code for a protein of 558 amino acids. Gene Ontology annotation, cellular component: nucleus. The transcript is spliced from 13 exons.
UUGCCUGACUCCCGGGUUGCGUUGGUGCCUGCGUCUGCGGGCGGGAAAUUCGCUUUUUCCCGAGUGCCCUCGCUCUUUUCCCUCGUGAGUUCGGACGAGGGGAGCGGAAAUCUCAGGUGAAUGAAUCUAAAGUCCCCGAGAGCAUAAUUGGCCUAUCUCUGACACCACAACACAGAAUAAUUUUACAGAAGCAAGCUCGAGUACUUCUUUUUCCACUUGUUGUCAAAAAGAACAAACAGGGCCAAAUGAUGAGCCCUCAGAAUCUAUCAGAAAAUAAUUCUAACGAUGAAGAGAAGCCUAAAAUAAAAAGGAAACACAGAGAACUUGAAACUCCAGAAAAAGAAGCUGUAUUUCCCAAAGAAGAAUACAGUCUACAAAAAUCAGCUUUGGGUUCUCAGACACAACCAAGUGUUGUGAUACCCAAGAAUACUAAAGAUGUGUUGUCUCUCAGUAAUGAAAUGCAAAACAAUCAGGAUGGAGGUGGUGACGAAAAUGAAACAGCUGAUUUGGAUGACUCAACAGAGUUAUCAGCUUAUGAGAAGAAGAGGCUAAAAAAUAUAUCAGAAAAUGCUGAAUUUUUUGCUUCACUUCAUUUGGUAGAGACAGCUGCAAGGUUACGUGAAAUGAUAACUAAAAGACCAUCUCGUGGAAUCAAGAGAAAGAAGCUAAAGAAGGCAGAAGAUGAGAUUGUUUGUCGAAGAUCCAUGAGGUUAUUAAAAGUAGAUCCAUCAGGAGUCCCAUUACCAGAUCCUUCACCACAGCCUGAAUCAGUAGUUGAUCAAUAUAUUCGCUUACCUCCUGGCCCUUUGGAAAUGAUACCUGAAAAUCAAACUGGCGAAAAUGAAAUGUUUAAAGGAGUUUUACAGAUGUGGAUGAAAAUAAGCCAGCCAAGAAAUAAGAGUACUAAGAAGUUAUCUAGUAUGAAAAGAUACCAGGCAGGUUUGACUGGCAUGGUCAUUAGCGAAGAUACUAUCUGCAAAGUUACCAGAAGCAGAAUAUGCUCUAUGGCUAUUCAUCCAUCAGAAACUAGGACAUUGGUGGCAGCUGGGGACAAGGUUGGCCAAGUUGGACUAUGGGAUUUGACUCAGGAACCUAGAGAAGAUGGGAUUUUUACCUUUACUCUCCAUAGUCGAGUAGUUAGCUGUCUGAAUUUUUCACCUGCCAAUCCAGCCCACUUGCUGUCACUGAGCCACGAUGGGACCUUACGCUGCGGAGAUUUUACUAGGGCUGUGUUUGAAGAGGUAUAUAGAAACGAAGAAAGGGAUUUUUCAUUCUUUGACUUCUUGGCUGAUGAUGCAUCUACUUUAAUAGUAGGGCACUGGGAUGCAGGUGUGGCUAUAGUGGAUAGACGGACACCAGGAACUUCAUAUGAGCAAUUUUUCAAUUCUGAUAUGAGCUUAAUAAGAACUCUUCAGGUUCACCCAGUGAAUAGACAUUAUUUCAUAACCGCUGGUGCAAGGGAUGUUCAUAUUUAUGAUCUGCGACACCUCAGAUCUAAAGGAAUGAAACCUUUGAUUUCUCUCACUGAACACAUGAAGAGCCUUGCUUCUGCAUAUUUCUCACCUGUUACUGGCAACAGAAUAGUGACUACAUGUGCUGAUGAUAAUUUGAGGGUCUUUGACACUAGCAGUAUAUCUUCCAAGAUUCCUUUGCUGACCAGAGUCAGGCAUAACAACAACACAGGACGGUGGUUGACCAGGUUCAGAGCUGUGUGGGAUCCAAAGCAAGAAGACUGCUUUAUUGUUGGCAGCAUGGCUCAUCCAAGAAGCAUAGAUGUGUUCCAUGAGAGCGGAGAGCUGGUGCACUCUUUUAUCCGUGAAGAGUGCCUUGCCUCUGUUUGUUCCAUCAACGUCACGCACCCAACUCAGAAUAUUUUGGCUGGGGGGAAUUCUAGUGGGAGAAUCCAUGUUUUUAAGGGUUAAAAAAAAGUUGCCAAGGUUUUGCUUUGACUAGAUUGGAUUAUUUUGAUUUAGGUAAUGCCCAAGGGGCAUUGAUUUCUAGUCUUAUAACACAGUAAGUUGCUUUGUAAAUGUGAUAAUGCCAAAAUGAGCAGUAUGCACUUUCAUUUUUUGGGAGAAGCAAUAGAAAUCUUGAGUUUUUUUUCCCUGAAAGUUGAGGGUGAGGAUUUAGGGGGCUGAUUUAUGUACGUUUUAUAUAGACAUGUUCUGAGGUACUAAGAUGUUUUGAAUAACCAGUAUUAAAGUUUUUGUGACCUCAUUGA